UAAAAUGGCUGCAUAUCAGGCGACUCUCCACUUUCGCAUUCGAACGAAUAUCAUCAUGUUUACUUUUGGUGUUCUUAGUAGUUUGUUACUAAUUUAUGGAGUAUCAGGCUCUGCUUUUGGAAUAGGUGAUGAAUUUCUAGCAACAGAGAGAGAUCUUCGACGAGAUCUGUUCCAAAACUAUGAUAAGUUAGUACGACCAGUUAAGAACCCCUUUACCAGCGUUAACGUUUCAGUCAGUCUGUCUCCACUACAAGUGACUGACGUGGAUGAUUUGCAUCAGCGCAUUGUUCUGGACACAUGGGUAUUAAUGAAAUGGAGUGAUGAUUUCUUGAAAUGGAAUUUGGCUGAUUACGACAUAUCAGUGCUUCGUCUUCCUGCAUCUGAGAUAUGGAAGCCGGAUGUAGCUCUCUACACAGGUUCUCCAGACAUUGCCAUGUUCCCACUUCAAAACACUCAAGUAUUGGUGUACAACAAUGGAGAAGUAUUAUGGGUGCCUCCUUUCACAAUUAAGUCGAGAUGCCCCAUGCUCAAGACAAUUCGCAAGGACUUUAUCGAAUGUAGCAUUGUGUUUGGUUCAUGGACUUUCAGCGAAAAUGAAUUAGAUUUACAACUAUUGGCGGAACAGGCUGAUCUGUCUGAUUUCUUGGAUAUUCAUCCUGAUUGGAAACUGGUUAAUAUCGUGGCUGAUCGAAAAGCGAAGACAUAUGCAUGCUGUGUUGAAAAGUACCCAAGUUUAGAAUACAAUAUUACCAUGCGGCGAAGAAUCUCCAAUUUUAUCGAGCCUGCAAUAUUCAAAUAACUUAAUUCUUGGGAAUGUUCUUCUUUUUUGCACUAGAUUCAAGACAUUAAUUCUACUGUAAAAACUGGAAGGACACAUGGAAGAAAGUUGAUUUUCCAUGAUGCUGAAUCCAGUAUACAAACACAGCGUCAGUAGCUGGUUCUGUAGAAUGUUUAGCGACAAUAAAAAUGUAAAAAGUUUGAA
Uloborus diversus is the source of this 982-nucleotide messenger RNA. RefSeq names its product neuronal acetylcholine receptor subunit alpha-9-II-like. Lineage: Eukaryota; Metazoa; Arthropoda; Arachnida; Araneae; Uloboridae. The record is from RefSeq and is a predicted model, not a curated record. Gene Ontology annotation, cellular component: synapse; neuron projection; postsynaptic membrane. Gene Ontology annotation, biological process: nervous system process; chemical synaptic transmission; signal transduction. Gene Ontology annotation, molecular function: transmembrane signaling receptor activity; acetylcholine-gated monoatomic cation-selective channel activity. Bases 5 to 799 code for a protein of 264 amino acids. The transcript is spliced from 7 exons.